GUCAGAAAACUGACCUCCCAGCAUGUCACUCUCUACAAAGAGAGGAUCUAAGGGAGCAGGACUGCAACAUAAAAAGACAGAAAAGCAAUCAACCAUCUGCUUGCAGCAAAUUAAAGUAGAUCCUUCAGAAGAUGAAGCUGUUGAGAAAGCAAGUGACAACAGGACAGCAACACAUAAAGAUCCAGAUUCCAAACCUGCCAUGACAAAGAAAAGAAAGCAGCCUACAGAAUGUUUUCUAAGUCAGCCAGAAGAAAAACAAGAGACUUCUGUAAAGGCAAAGAAGAGAAGGAAGAAGAAAAUUUCUGAUAUUUUGGAAAAGUCUGCUCCAAAACCUGGUGUUCCUGCAGAUCUACAAAAUCUGCUUAGCCAGCAUUUUGGUGAAAACCGUUCAGUGAUUGAAAUAGAGGAAUUAAAGCUGUCAGAUUCCUGCUUUUUGCCAGCCAAUGAUCUCACCCACAGUUUUUCUUCAUACCUGAAGGAAAUCUGUCCUAAGUGGGCAAAACUCCGUAAAAACCACAAGGAGAAGAAGUCAGUGGUGAUGCUGGUUAUCUGCAGUUCUGCCCUUCGUUCCUUGGAACUCAUCAAGUCAAUGACAGCAUUUAAAGGAGACUGUAGAGUUCUCAAGUUGUUUGCAAAGCACAUAAAGAUUAAAGAACAGUUGAAUAUGUUGGAGAAAGGCGUGUUCCACAUUGGGGUUGGAACUCCUGGGAGAGUAAAAGCGCUAGUGGAGCAAGAUGGCCUGUGCUUGGACUCCACAAAAUACAUGAUUCUGGAUUGGAACUGGAGAGAUCAGAAACUAAGGAGAAUGAUGGAUAUACCUGAGAUAAAGAAAGAAACAAUUGACCUACUGGAGAUGAGUAUUAUAAAGCUGUGCAGAGAGGGGUCUGUGAAGCUGGGACUCUUUUAAUGAUUUUACCAACAAGGAAAUAAUUUGCAGCUGCAUUUUACUAUUAUCUUGCCUGCAGUUGGAAAGUGAUUAACAGGUGGUGGAAUCAAGAAUUUUGACUUUUCAGAGGUCUGUCAAUAUGGAAAGAAUGCACAUUGCAACUUUUUCUGAAUUUUGUUUUAAUAGUAAAACAGAAGUUCCA
Messenger RNA from Melopsittacus undulatus (budgerigar), 1088 nucleotides. RefSeq names its product cms1 ribosomal small subunit homolog (gene CMSS1). Lineage: Eukaryota; Metazoa; Chordata; Aves; Psittaciformes; Psittaculidae. The coding region runs from base 23 to 907 and encodes 294 amino acids. The record is from RefSeq and is a predicted model, not a curated record. Gene Ontology annotation, cellular component: 90S preribosome; nucleus. The transcript has 10 exons.